Momordica charantia (bitter melon) is the source of this 1016-nucleotide messenger RNA. Lineage: Eukaryota; Viridiplantae; Streptophyta; Magnoliopsida; Cucurbitales; Cucurbitaceae. The record is from RefSeq and is a predicted model, not a curated record.
UCUCUCUCUCUCAUUCAAUUCAAUUCCUCUGCAAACUUUCUUUUUCCCUCUCCAUCUCCAUUUCAUCUCCAUAGCCCAUCCAACAAAUCAAUUCCUUCCAAUUCAUAAUCCUCACCGAUAUUUCUCCGGCGAUUCGACGGAUUCCAGAUGGAGGAGUCUCGCGCCAAUGCGUUGUUCCAGAUGAGGAACGCGAUCGAUGGAGCCGGCGAAGGGAGCGAAGAUGUUCGUGCAGUGGAGGAAGUGGAGGGAGGCGAUGGUUCCGGAGGGAUCCGUGUGCGAAUCGGAGGUUGCGGAGGAGUUGGAAGCGAGGAAGAUUUUCUUGCAGGGAUCGUCGAAGAAGGGACUGGCCGUGGUGAUUGUGAAGGCCAGUAGGCAUUUUCCUUCCAAGGAUCAACUCCAGUUCAAGAAGUUUGUGGUUCAUCUCUUGGAUAAGGUCAUUGCAAGCGGUUGCAAAGGAAGAGAAAUUGGGAAUGAAAAGUGGAUUGCCAUUGUUGAUCUGCAUCAAAUCUCAUAUAAGAAUGUUGAUCCACGUGGCCUCAUCACAGGGUUUCAAUUUUUACAGAACUAUUAUCCGGAGCGUUUAGGGAAGUGCUUCAUUUUAAACAUGCCAUGGUUUUUUGUUAGCAUUUGGAGAAUGGUUUCUCGGUUCGUCGAUAGUGCAACGUUGAAAAACAUUCUAAUUGUGAGCAAUGAAGAAGAAAGAAGAAUUAUGAUAGAGGAAGUUGGAGAAGUAUUGCCUGUCGAGUAUGGUGGAAAGGCAAAGCUUAUUGCUCUUCAAGAUGCUAUCAUAAUUCCUCACUUGGAUGCUUAAUAAUUUAAUGUUAGGGAAAUUAAAUUAGCUCCUCUCUCUCUCUGUCUCUCUCAUGGAUGUUUUUAUGUUGUAAAAUUUGUUUCUAUCUCUUCAAAAUGGUCAUUGUGAAUUGCAACCUUCAAUAAUCAAACUUGAUCACUGACCCAACUCCAUAGCAAAAAUAGGUUCGAUGUUUGAAUAAUAUUUAGGUGUUUAUCGUUCGGUA